AAAAAAAAAAAAAAAAAAAAAAUUCUUAGUAUGGCUACCAAAACAAUGCAACCCAACAGUAUUGUAAUGAAAAUUUUACUAUACAGUACAAUGUAUAUCAGACAUUUUUUUUUGUCAAUACCAACAUGUUCCCAGUAAGCACAUUAUUCAAUAGUAGUAUAGGUUCAAUAUUGAAUCAAUAUUAUCAAUGUUCUGACAAUUUGGCAUUAAAUUGGUGUUGCUAUUGGAUAUUGUGCCACCGAGUUACCCCUUCAUGUCUUAAUUUUUAGAUGUACAAUGUGGUGUAAAUUGUAUUCACAACUUAAUACUGAUACGGUACCUAAGUCCAUAUAACAUCAGUGAUGUAUGUUCUGUAGUUUAUUUUUUUCAGAUAAAACAUGGCAAAAAAUUAUGAGAAAAUGUUGACAUAUGAAGAUAGUGAUGAUGACAGCAAUAGUGAUUCAUUUCCAUGCCUUGGGGAUGAGUAUGGCCAUGGUUCAGGAAGCUCCAAGCCAACAAGAACUGAUGUAGAGUCCCUGAGGAAUGCAGAGCGUUCAGACACUCGUUACUACGAUCACCUUGAGAAGCUUGCAGAGGAAUUGAAAUUGUUUGACAUCAAAGAAAAUGAAUCUUUGCAAAUGGAACCACUUGUAGAUGUUAAAGAAAGUCAGCGUAAACGUUUGUCACUACAGCCUCCGGGAGUUCCCUUCUUUACUGGGAGGCACCACCAUCGAUAUUCUGAAGAAACCCUUAUAUGGCCAUUUCAAGAGAAGGCUUUGGAAAACUUUGCAAAACUUGACCAAUCCAAAGUUAAAAAGUAUAUUUAUGAAGGACUCUUUCAGAGAGAGUUCUCAUCAAAAUCUACAGUUAAACUUCUAAUGCAGUAUCUCUUCCAUACUAUGUGCUGCACCACAGAUGUCAAGCUACUUUACUCAACAUACAACACCCUCUGUUACUUGUGGGUUGCAAACCAUUCUGAAAUAAAUAUAUGCCAAGAUCUCUAUUUUGCCCUUGAUAAUAUAGGGGCUGAUGUAAGCAAAUUACUGGAGGAUGUUUCAGAAUUCAAGUCACCUGUAAUCAUUCCUACUUACUUUGACUCAAGUGAUGAGGACAUUCCAUUUAGUUCGUUCAAAGAAACCAUUACCUUGAUUCUGCAGUUGCUAAGUGUCAUUCUGAUGAAGAGCAACAAGUAUAAUGAUGAUGAUGUUGAUUUCCUCAUCGGUGUUCUAUUUGCCAUUGGUUUGGAUCCUAAGAUUAUUGAUAGUGGGAUAGACCAUCAUAUCUCUACUUGUAUAGCCAACACACUCAACUUGUAUUCUUCAGACCAAGUUUUCUAUCAGAGAGUUCAAGGUCUGGCAGAGAAAAUUACAAAGUAUUGUGACUAUCACCACCACAAUGUAUCCCAUAUAUGCUGUAUGUACAUAUUACCUACACGCUAUGGAACAAUUCUCAAAUCAUCAGUUGCAUUUGUUCAAGUACAGCUCAGCCUUAAGAGAGACGAGACUGUUAUCCUUGAUGUUGUGAAUGUUGAAGAUGUCGUAAAAUUGGUUGAGGAACAGUUAGAUGUACUACAUAACGAAGAGGAUGCAAAUGUUUUACAUUCAGUUAUGAAGCUGCUGGAUUGUUGUAUAACGCAUGAACCACUUCGUGCUGCCCAGAAGAAGCAUCUUAAGAAGUUGUGUGAACUAAUAAGCCCUAUUGUCACAAAUGUGAGGGAUAAAGGGGAUGACCUAAACCCAACGGUUUUCCGCUUCUAUGCCCAACAAGUGAUUAAAAAAUGGGGAUGGAAAGUGGUGAUGAUUGGUAGGCAGCAAACCCUUGAUGAAUUUCAUGUAACCUCUCCCCAGAAGACGGAAGAUACGAGUCAUUAGAAGUGCAGUUCCCUGACUUUGUUGUUUUGGCUCUUUUGUACUUUUGUUUUUAAUGCACUGUACAGUAUUUGAUACAGAAUGUGUGUGUGAAUCACAUACAGUAAUUGCAAAUAUUGCAUACAUUUUUAACAAAUUUAAUUUAAUGCAGUGUAUUAUCAAUUCACAUCCGGUAAAUGACAUUGAAAUGCAUUACUGUAUGUCAUUUAAUUUACCAUACUGGUAAAAUUGUAUUUUGAGUAUCUUGCACAUAUUUUUGUUAUAAAAAAAUUAUGGAAUGGCUGCUGUUUAUUGGAAAUUGUUCUUGUAAUUUAAACAAAAAUUAAUUUCAUACACCAUCAAAUUGGAAUGUCUGUAUAUAUCUGGAAUUUGAUAUAUACUGUAAAUAAGAGAAGUGAAGUAUAUAUUUUUGUACUAAGUAUAGUUGUAUAUUUACAAGUUGUAUCAUCCUUUUUAUAAUAAAUUGCAAGAUAAUC
This is a messenger RNA of Procambarus clarkii (red swamp crayfish), 2323 nucleotides long. RefSeq lists its product as uncharacterized. The record is from RefSeq and is a predicted model, not a curated record. NCBI's taxonomy places the organism in Eukaryota, Metazoa, Arthropoda, Malacostraca, Decapoda, Cambaridae.